AUGUAUCUGCCACGGUCGCUAAUUUCGAAGCUCUACACCCACCUCCAGACGACAUGCCAUCCGUUAUCACCACCAGUUCUGAUUCUUGUUGCCCUCGAACCUGAUGCUCUGUGUGGCUGUCGCAUCCUCACUCGGCUGCUCAAACAUGACUAUAUACCGCACAAGAUUCAGCCCGUUGCGGGCUACAGCGAUCUCGAAAAGGCAGGCAAAGAACUCGUUACGCCCAUGAUGGAAAGCCAAGGCGGUAGCGGAGGUGUAGUAGUAUGUUUGGGCGUCGGAGGCAUGGUCGAUUUAGGCCCAUUACUUGGUCUUGAGCAAGAUGGCGAAGACGCGCCGUACAGCGGCGUGGAAGUUUGGGUUAUAGACGCACAUCGCCCAUGGAAUCUUGGUAAUGUCUUUGGUGGCUUUCCACUUCAGACUGCUGCUGGAGAAGAAAGUUCGUAUCAGUCCCGGACACCGAUUGGCAUAUCUGGUGGCCAACUUGGUCGUGCAUAUAAAUCAGGCAGAGGUGGCAUCGUGGUUUUUGACGACGGCGACAUUGAAGAGGAGCUGACAAAGGAGCGCGACGCGUAUCUCGCAUUGGUUGAUAUGCCGGAUAUUGACGAUGACCACGACAGACUGGGAGACACAGAUGACGAGGAUGAAGAACAUUAUUCAGAACUCGAACCAUCACGCGCGGGACAAAAGAGAAAGAGUUGGUCAGACGGACACGACGACGAAUCCACAGAUGAUGAGGAUCGUCCCCAUCAACGGCGACGAAGCAACUCGUCCAGUCCAAUUGCCGAUUCGCCGCGACGUCCUACCCAUCGAGGACUGGUCUCUUUGCGAGACCCCGAAGCUGGGUUGUCUAGUGAUCCGAUCGAGCCACCAUCCGCAGCACAAGAACCACCCGCUCCAUCGGCACGAGCAUUGAGAAGGCGGCUGUUACGAUUGCGUCAAGAAAAGGAAUCAGUUCUUCACAAGUACUACCGGAUGGGUUCUUCAUUUGCCGAGCCUAUUUCGUCCAUGAUGUACUCCUUGGCGUCAGAGUUAGGUCGGGAGGACAAUGAUCUCCUUUGGCUGACCAUUGUCGGAGUCACCUCCAUGGAAUUAUAUGGCCGAUCAUCCGCAGGUGUUGCGGCACCUAUUCGCGCCAACGACACAAGCAGACCCUCGGGCUGGAUGGGCGUCAGAGGAGCAAGGCUGCGCCAACUACUCCGGGACGAAGUUCGACGUUUAAAUCCCCCCGAAGUCACCAAUGGUCGAGUAGCGCCGGAAAACACGGGCGUCAUUCCAACAACGGCCAGAAAUCCCGAAGAUACCGGAAUUCGACUGUCUCCUGAGCCCAGGUUCCUCCUUAUCCGACACUGGAGCCUGUAUGAUAGCAUGCUGCACUCGCCGUACCUCUUUUCGCGUCUGAAAACCUGGAGCGAGACGGGUAUUAAGCGACUGCAUAAACUUCUGGCAAAGAUGGGUGUAAGUUUAGCACAAUGUAAGCAGAGCUACACCCAUAUGGACAUGAUGCUGAAGCGUGAGCUGCGAGCCAAACUAUUGAAAUAUGGCUCCCUUUACAACUUGGAUGAAAUGGUGCCGGCAGUGGAUACGGAUGGCAAGGACCGGGCGGGUGCCAAAGACGGCUGGGGGUUUGUAAGAAGCUGGGGGUGGAGGGCAACGCUCAGUGCUCAAGACGUUGGAGUCGUAAUUGGUGCUUUAUUAGAAGUUGGCAAGCAUGGACACACAGCCGAGGCUUCCAUAGCGGCUAGCCAACUUGUCCGCGAGGUCGAGGAGGACGUGGAAUUCGCUGCCCAAGCGGAAGAAUGGGUUGGUCGGUUUUGGGAGGCUUAUGAUGCAUUGGAAGACAUUGACUCGCUAAAAGCUGGUCUUCCAACAGCACAAUUUCUACAUCGCGCCAUAUACCGCACCGGCACUUCGCUCAUCAACAAGAAGCAGAUCAAGCAUCUGCGCGCAUUCCGCAUGUGCGUUGUGAAAGACGGACCGGACGUAGCCUUGUUCACCCAUCCUGCAGCCUUAACGAAACUGUCAUUGUGGAUAGGGGAGGCGCUCGCAGAACAAGAGCGAGAAGCGCAUGGGAAGCUGUCUCAUGGCGGACGAGGUACGCCACUAGUGGUUGCAAGUCUAAAUGAGAAACGCAGUGUCUACAUUGUAGUUGGGACGGGGGGAGGUGGAGGGCCAGACACUACAUUCCUCAAUCGCGAAGCAGCAAAACGGCGACGAGCAGAAAAAGAAACAAAGGCCAAGGAGAAGGAAGCUGCACGGCUGGUGAAAGAAAAGAUUAAGGAGGAAAAGCGCGCGGCCAAACGCGCGGCUGGCCAAGAAGACGAUGAUGAUGAACUGGACACAGAGUCUGAAGCGUCAGAAUCGGAUUCAGACGACGAGUCGGAUGACGGAGACACCGAGCCCGAGAAGGGCUACGGGCUAAACAAAUUCGGCAGUGCUUUCCAGGAAGUAGUGACGGAGACCAACGCCCGGGUGCGCAUCGACAGCUUUGAGCAUUGCGUUGUAGAAGUGAAGAAGGAAGACUUGGGUGGGUUCUUGGAGAGUCUGAGCAUGAAAGCCGUGGUUGGAUAG
Pochonia chlamydosporia 170 is the source of this 2568-nucleotide messenger RNA. Its product is annotated as DNA replication initiation factor Cdc45. The record is from RefSeq and is a predicted model, not a curated record. Gene Ontology annotation, molecular function: DNA replication origin binding; single-stranded DNA binding; chromatin binding. Gene Ontology annotation, biological process: DNA replication initiation; double-strand break repair via break-induced replication; mitotic DNA replication preinitiation complex assembly. Bases 1 to 2568 code for a protein of 855 amino acids. Lineage: Eukaryota; Fungi; Ascomycota; Sordariomycetes; Hypocreales; Clavicipitaceae. The transcript has 3 exons. Gene Ontology annotation, cellular component: DNA replication preinitiation complex.